AUGUCCGGUGAGAAAAGGGUCUUGAAAAAAAAGUCUCACGUCCCUACCCCUAAUGGUUUCGUUCUCCAACUUUGUGGUCGCGAUGCACUGUGGAUUGUAAACAAAAUGGCCGGAGCGGAAAGAAGGCUGAGACUCAAGGUUUAUCUGGAUGAAAGGCAGAAAGUGGCAGAAAUAUUUGUUACACAAGUGACAAAAUGCAAAGAUAUAGUGCAAAGGUUACAACGACAGAUCCAGGAGACUGAUUGCUAUCUAAUAGAAGUGUGGCAAGGAUGUGAACGUCUUGUUCCUGAUAGUGAGUCAAUCUUCAGUACUUUACUUGAAUGGGGAAGCGAUCUGGAAGAUGUGAAGUUUUACCUGCGACCAAGGGAGGAGAUACCAUCUUACUCACAAGCUGUUAAUGGAUCAACAAGUCAAAGGGUUAAUGGUUUUAAAGAGGAAACACCACUUUCACGAGAUGUGCUUUUAGGCGGGAAUAGAAUAUCAAUUAGUGAACUGAAAGAAUUCGCCGCCAGACAACAGCAGGAGAUUGCAGCUAAAGAAAAAGAACUUAAAGCAAAGCAGGUUCAGUUUAUUGAAAUGAGGCGAAAAUUACAGAACAAACCUCAGAAUCCAUCUGUGCAGCAGUUGUCGGCUAAAGCCGAUGAGCAGGAACAACGGCUAAGAGAAUUACGCCAUGCGCAGGAUCAAACAGAUUCUUAUAAACUAAGCAAUGGUGCUUUGGAUCACGUCGUGAAUGGGGUCACUUCAUCCACAGACGAACCAGACUUUUUGGAGAUGGACUACAGUAGUCUAAGGACCUUCUCGAAACGACAGCAUAAAACGAACAACGCCGAGUCUAAAAGCGGAACCGGAAAUUCUGCUACUAGUUCCGGUUCCUUUCGCAGGCGCGGUCGCAACGGCAGAAAAUUAGAAACGUUGCUUGAAGUAGAAGAGGAAGUUUCUGACGGUCACGCAAGUAAUAAAUCGUCGACGGAAGACCUAACGCAGGGACCAGGUCCACCCAGAGCGUCACGCGUGACAGAGUUGAAAUCACGUUUUGAAGCAGAAGGCGUGACGUCUGCAAAGAUGGUAAAUCGGUCUCCUAGUCCUGCUCGUCGCGUGGACCCCGAAGGAGUUGAAACACCUCCUAAAAUGGCUGGUGUCGACGGUUUGCAUUCAGUUAGUGAAAAUCGAUAUUACAAUGGAAGAGAUUUAUUUGACUAUUCUUCCUUGAAGUCAAGACCUUCUCAUGUAAACGAGGAGGAACAGAUCUCCACUUCAAAAGAGGGGGCCCUUGAAGUUUCACCUUCGUCAGAAGCAAAACCUGAACCAGCACACAAUGGCACGGAGUGUUCGAGUCCUAGUGAUGGAGAAGAUUUUUCUGGACACAGUUCUCCUUUGUCGGUUGCGUCUUCGUCCUCUUCUUCAUCAAAUUCGUCUACUUCCAAAGCUGCAGUCUUUGCAAUUACGGGCGUUGUGAAGAAGACGGGGAACUUUGCGCCCCAAUCAGAGAAGCCGCAGUCCCAAUACUCAGAAUCAUUUUCGCCUCAACGCUUCCCCCAAGGACUUUCGUAUUCAAACAAGUUUGAAAAUUCUAGAGCUCAGCCAGAGCAGCCAGUAGGUGAUGUUUUAACGCCUAAGAGUGACGAUGGAGAUUUUCCAUUGCAAGCUCGCCUGGUUAAAUCAGAAGGGUUUUCAACAAAAAAUGAAAAUAUUGGCACCUCAGCACAACCGACGGUGCUUGAUUUUUCAAGAUCAAGAAUGAAACCCCAACAACCAAUACAUGAAAGUGUUCAGAAUAACCAAAUGAAUGGUAGGAAAGUCGAACAAAAGUUUUCCAGUCCACCUGAAGUAAAAUCUUUAGCGACCAAACUUGAACAAUUCAAUGCAAGGAGUGCAAAACCAGCUACGGGUGCACAAAUUGGAAGCGAUAGAGGAAACGUUUCCAAACGGACUGAGCUGAAAUCUACGGAUUCUUCGGUUAAAUCUGGAAAGAUACAGUUGUCACGGCUUCGGUAUUCGACGGGCACUUCAGUAAACAGCGCUCUGCCGCAACAAAUUGUGAUGGAAAACAGCGAAUCAGAAAAAAACGUGAAGGAUCUAUCGUCAAAACGAAACAAGGAAACAGCCUUGAUGGAUGCUUCAGGGGCAAAUAGGAUGGAAAAUUCAUCGCAUGCUUCGCUGCAACGGUUAUCGCAAAACUCUAUCCAAACAAAUGGCCAUGCUGAGAAAGAAGAUUCGGUGGCGUCAAUUAACGAUUUUGGACGCUCAAGCGAAAAGGAAAGAUCUGAAAAAACUUCAAACCGAAACGAUGAAACUGAUAGCUCAAGAAUGUUCUAUGAAAAACAAAAUAAUGAUAUCUUGCCUGUGGAUGAUACGCAAACCCCGCCAUUAGUAUUUCGACCAAUAUCUUACCGCGCGAAGAAGUCAGCUGGUUUGCAAAGUAGCGUCAGUACAUCUGCCGAUCGAUCCGAACUCGGUUCUGCGAUUUCUAAUUCGGUAUCCAUUCGUGGCAACUCGUCUUCGCUUACGAAGAUAACGGUAACGCCGUCUGCUUCGUAUUAUAAUGCGAGAGAUUCGAACAUCCCCGAGCAACGUUCGCCUGUUCCGACGAGUAAACGAUCUAGGUUUAUGUUUCACAGCGUGACUCCUACUUCAUCCGAGGGUGACACUUUACUCGGUGGCACUUUUAACGAACAAGAACGCAAGGAAUUCGGAGACAAUGGAAAUUCAGACAAGGAAACUGGACUCACAAAUACACAGAUUAAUAACCAGGCACGAGAAAACACAGAUGCUCUCCUAAAUUCCAAACAAGUCGUUUCUUCAUUCAAUAUACAGCUAUCGAGUCGGAGUCAAAAAGCGAAACAAGGACUGGAAGAAAUUUCUUCGCCUGAGAAAAUUAGUAAAUCAGAUCAAGGGAAAGAAAAUAAUAAAUCUUCGGAACUUGUCUCAUCAAGAAGGAAAAUCUUCGAAGGUAAAGAGCUUAUUGUCGAAAGUGGUCGACCCAGUUCCAAAAAUGAACAAACUAACUCCGAAAGAGACCGAGUACCUCCCGAAAUCGGGCCGUUUUAUCACGACAAUGGUAAUUUAAAACCCGAAAGUGGUCGACUUAGCUUCGGAGUUGGUAGACCAGAUGUCGAAAGUCUUCGAUUAAGUCGGAAAGGAGAAAGUGAGGAAACGAAUGAAAACACACCGAUAGAUUUAUCUUCCGAACUUUCAAUUUCUCCGAAUGCAAAUCUUCCCGAUGUUACCAGAGUUGGUUUUCAGAAAAGCCAACUUGAACAAGCACGUUUUUCCAAAACUACGUUAUCUUCUUCAGAAGAUGGAAUCCAUGGGUUCAACGCUGAACUGAGGCCAAAGGAUUCACAUGAUAAAAAUGACACUCUUUCAGGAACCAAUCAAGGUUUAAGAGACCUGGAAACAAAGGACCGGGUAACAGUUCAAGAUUUCCCAGUUGAUAUCAAUAAUAUUAACACAGUGACACCCUUGUCUGUAAACGGAGAUAUAGGACUCGGUAGUCAGUCGAAUAACUCCUUAUCAGAACUCGUCCAAGAUAAGCGGAAUAUUGAUGAUACCUCAAAGUUCGCGCUCGUGAAUGGAGAUGUACUUAAAAAUUCUCCAGAAAACUUGUCCAGCGAUUCUACGGAAAGUGCCGCUACGCCUGCGCAGAAGAUUUCUAAAAAGAAGAAGCCGAGGCGCGUCAGCCUUGACCCUUAUGCUGUAUUACUGGACGCUGCAGUUGAGGGGGAACUGGAUCUAGUAAAGCUAGUCGUUCGUGAGGUGGAUGAUCCCAGUGAACCGAACAAUGAUGGUAUCACAGCCCUUCACAAUGCUGUUUGCGCAAGUCACGAUGAAGUGGUUAAAUUUCUCGUGGAAUUCGGUGUGGAUAUCAACUCACCAGACUCGCAUGGAUGGAGUCCACUUCACUGUGCAGCUGCCAACAACGCCACAGAAAUGGCUCGCUUCCUAAUUGAACAUGGCGCGUGUAUUUUUGCUGCUACUUCACUAGAGAAGAAAACUCCCAUGCAGUGUUGUGAACGGGGUGUACCCGAUUACUUUAGCUGUAUGAAAUAUCUGAAUGAUGUUCAGGAAAACUUCGGACUCGUUAACGACGGUCGGGUUUACGCACUCUACACCUACACAGCUGAAAAGGACGACGAGUUGAGCUUCGAAUGCGGCGAAGAAUUACUGGUACUGACGCGGGGAGAUGAGACCGAGAAGGAAUGGUGGUGGGCCCGGAACAACUGCGAGGAGACUGGGUACAUACCGAGAAAUUUACUUGGGUUACGCCCCAGAAUUUCGCCCGUUUGACGAGGCAAAAGAAACGCUAAUCUAAAGAAGGAGAACUUAUGUGCACGAAAUACAGUCAAAGACUAAAACAAGCUAGAACAUAUUUGGGGGAACAUAACUUAUAUCACAAAAUUCUUUUCAAGAUUACUGCUAAAAGCCAUGAAAGAGGUUGUGCCUCAAAAUCUGAUUAGAAAACAGUGAGUGGUAAACUGUAUCAGUAACUUAAUGAUAAUAGUGUCUUUACAUGCACAAAUAGCAAUUUUUUUUUCAAGGCCAGGUAGUAGCAGAUUUGUCAUUCUGUUUUGGAUCUAGCGUUGAAUCACUUUCGAAUAUUUAUAGAAAUAGUGGCUAUUUAUUUUUUAAAGAAGUAGAACUUAAUAAGAUUCUUUUUCACAUCAACAAUAGUUCAAAACACAAGCAUAAUUUUUUAGUAAUGGUAUUUGCAGAAAUAUAUAUUUAAAUGAUAUUAUUAAUGAGUAUGCAUAUUUCAUAUAUUUGAGCACUUUAUGAUGGGUGACAUGAUAACAAAAACCUAAUAAUAAAUAUGUUGAUAAUUUAUCUUGGACAAAUUUAGGUUUCUGGGAAAUCAGAGCUUAAUGAUAGCCAAUUUCAGAAUAGUUUAUAUAACUGAGUUUCCAAGAUAGUGAAAUUUGUUGCAAUGUCAACUUACUAGAAAAAGGUACAUGAUUAUAUCAUUGAAAAAUCAAGUUUGUGAUUUCAUUGUCAAAUGUUUUUCUAAGACUUGAAUCAACAGUUUUUGUGAAAGAAAAAUUUAUUUAACUAAAAUUAGUGGCUUAGGUCUAUAAACAUUAAAUUAAUAUAUAAAUGCA
Pocillopora damicornis (cauliflower coral) is the source of this 5099-nucleotide messenger RNA. RefSeq lists its product as uncharacterized. Gene Ontology annotation, biological process: regulation of apoptotic process; signal transduction. Gene Ontology annotation, molecular function: p53 binding. The record is from RefSeq and is a predicted model, not a curated record. NCBI's taxonomy places the organism in Eukaryota, Metazoa, Cnidaria, Anthozoa, Scleractinia, Pocilloporidae. Gene Ontology annotation, cellular component: nucleus.